GAGAGAGAAAAUUGACUAGAGAAAUAGGAAGUGGGUAGAGUGCUAGUUUGGAGUUUGGACUUUGCCGCGGCACUCUCUCAUCUCAUCUCUCUCCUUCUGUUCGAAGAUCACAAACUCUUACCAAUUUCUUGCAUCACCUCAUCACAAAAACACACCUGCUGAAUGAUCAAUUCAAUCUGAGACACAUGAAUCUCUUCUAAAAAAAUUCCAGAAUCUACAAAAUCAAAAGAUUCUCUACAAAUCAAUCUCUGAAUCAGUAGCACUCGAGAAUCAAUCGCCACAAUGGGAACGGCGACAUUAGCGCCGGGAUUAUCAAGGAAGUUAAAGAAGGUUCUAGAAUCUCGAAUCGACUCGCCGGAACUUCUCUCUUCUCUCUCCACACUCUCCACAUUUUAUACCGAUAACUCUUCUCAUGCUCGCCGAAACCUCAGAUCUACCAUUGAGAAGCGCUCUCUUUCCAUUAAUCACGACUUUCUUACUGCUUCUGAUGCUGCGCAACAGGCAUUGGAUCAGGUGGAAGAGGAGGUUAAUGCACUUGCUGAAUGCUGUGACAGGAUUGCGAAGGCUUUAAGCAGUUGUAGUGCUACCACUGGGGAUAUUAUAGGUACCACGGAAAGGCUAAAACUGGAACUUGAUGCUACUACUCAAAGACAGGAGAUUGUUUCAUGCUUUCUACGUGACUAUCAACUAUCUAAUGAAGAGAUAAAUGCUCUUAAAGAAGAAGAGUUGAAUGAAAAUUUUUUCAAGGCGCUUUCCCAUGUUAAAGAAAUUCAUGCCAAUUGCAAAAUAUUGCUCAAGACACAUCAUCAGCGUGCAGGGCUGGAGUUGAUGGAUAUGAUGGCUAUGUACCAGGAGGGAGCCUAUGAGCGUCUUUGCAGGUGGGUUCAGGCGGAGUGUAGGAGGUUGGGGGACACUGAUAAUCCUGAAGUUAGUGAACUUCUAAGAACAGCAGUCCGAUGCCUCAAAGAAAGGCCUGUUCUCUUCAAAUACUGUGCUGAAGAGGUAGCAAAUAUGAGGCACAAUGCCUUGUUCAGAAGGUUUAUAAGUGCUCUUACUCGAGGAGGACCUGGUGGGUUGCCCAGACCUAUUGAAGUGCAUGCCCAUGAUCCUUUGCGGUAUGUGGGUGAUAUGCUAGCAUGGCUGCAUCAGGCACUGGCUUCUGAAAGAGAACUUGUGCAUGCUCUGCUUGAUCCGGAUGCGGAUAUGGAUUCUGGGCCAACUGCACGUCAGCUCUCCAAUAACUCUGAAAGUGAACGAGGAAAGAUAGAAGCUGAUUUAACCUUUGUCCUUGAUCGGAUAUUUGAAGGAGUUUGCAGGCCAUUCAAAGUUAGAGUGGAACAAGUCUUACAAUCUCAACCUAGUCUUCUAGUUUCAUAUAAACUUAGUAAUCAGCUGGAGUUUUAUAGUUACACGAUUUCUGAUUUAAUUGGGAGUGAAACAGUGCUUUGUCAAACACUCUGGACUUUGAAGGGGGCUGCUCAGAAGACAUUCUUUGACAUUCUAAAGAGUCGAGGAGAGAAGCUACUUCGGUAUCCUCCUGUUGUUGCCGUGGAUCUUUCACCUCCACCUGCUGUAAGAGAAGGAGUUUCUGUCCUACUGGAAAUAAUGGAGACAUAUGAUGGCAUGAUGAUUCCACUUUCAAAGAAGCCACAAUUUGAUCCUGUGAUAUCUGCUUUAUUGGAUCCUAUCAUCCAGAUGUGUGAGCAAGCAGCUGAGGCACACAAAUCCAAAGGAGGUGGUUACUCAUCAAGGAGGAACAGACUGAGCUCUGACUCCAAUCAGCUUAACAAAUCAUCAGUUGAUGCAAUACUGAGUAAUAACGAUACCCUUUCAGCUCCUCAGAGUGCUGAGACACCUUCUAAGAUCUUCCUUAUCAACUGCUUGUGUACCAUCCAACAACCGCUGAUUGGGCAUGAAGCUGCAGCCACAUAUGCGAAGAGCAUUGGUGAUAUGAUAGAAAACCACAUGCGUAUACUUGUAGACAAAGAAGUUGAGACCAUUCUAAGAAGAUGUAAUUUGUUGAGCAAGAUGGCCAACUUUAGGAAAACGUUCAUAGAAGCAAGGGAAGAAGCUUUGGCGGGUCCUUUGGCAGAAGUGGAGGAGACUUCUCCAGCUUCAUUAUCAGAAAGCCUGAACAUUUUCUUUGGUCUCAUUUUGGGAACCGGCAAUUCUCUCCCAGAAUUUGAGCAGCUGCAGGUGCCAAAGCUACGUUCGGAAGCUUGUAUUCAAUUGGCAAAAUCACUCGCUGAUUCGUAUGAGCUUGUAUACAAUGCAAUAAUGGACCCCAAGAAUUCUUACCCAGAUCCUAAAUCACUAGCUAGACAUCCACCGGAUCAGAUUAGGACCAUUUUGGGUAUUUGAAUUGCUUUCGCUUUCUUUAUGAUUCUUAUAAUUUUAUAUUUGACAGUUCUGGAUGAAAUUAUAUUAGUUUAGCAGUGGUCUAAACCUCGAGGAAGAGAAAGAAGUCUAUGCAUAGGAUGGUUUCAUGCUUAAAUGGCAAGAAUGGUUUGCCUGAAGACCUUGAUGCGGUGAUGUGAUUUGUAAAGUGGUGAAUUUGUAAUUUUGAUAAUACUCGUAUAUUAUAUGGUAGUGCACUACAGAUUACAGAAUACA
Molecule: messenger RNA, 2613 nt
Organism: Beta vulgaris subsp. vulgaris (sugar beet)
Lineage: Eukaryota; Viridiplantae; Streptophyta; Magnoliopsida; Caryophyllales; Amaranthaceae
Product: conserved oligomeric Golgi complex subunit 6
Exons: 11
Coding region: 283-2361 (692 amino acids)
Biological process (GO): intra-Golgi vesicle-mediated transport
Cellular component (GO): COG complex
Source: RefSeq, a predicted model, not a curated record